AUGUUGUCGGCGGGCCCAUCCACCGCUUCUAUUGCUUCUGCCGAAGGAUAUCUGAUCCAGCCUGAGGUUUACUUUGUCAUCCAACAACUACACAGGACUCUCGAAAAGAUCUUGGGCUACUUGUUUGACAUCAAAGAUCACUGGUCAGAUAAUUCCUCGAGAAGCGAGUCCUAUGGAUUGGAGGGGGCAGCCCAUUUGCUCUCUGGCGAGUGUGAGAAGCUCCAAACACUUCAGCAUGCUACUUACGGCAACCGCCACGGCCGGCUUGCCAUCUGGAAUUUGGUCUACACUCUGGUGAGCCGUUGCCAGAGCGAAGCUGCUAAUCCCUUGAAGGGAUAUCUUCAUCAACUACUCAACCGCGAUGAAGCACAGUCUAGCAGCGGCAGUCGGUUUCUCCAUCUAUUACAACAGUAUGAAAGCAUGAUCCGCACGCUGGAUAAUCACAGAGACCUUUUAUGUGUCCUGCGGAUUGCACUCGAACUCGCUAAAAGCACCCAUGAGAUAGAGAUGGCUCUCCAAGAGAACAAUUCACAAGACUCAGACGACACCCAACAUCACUUGCAAAAGGCUUAUGAAGCAUCAGGUCUUCUCAAGAGACACACGGACCAGCUUCGUUAUGGAAGCUUACAGAAAGCCCCCGAUGUCAAGCAAGUGAUUGAAACAACAGAAGAUGUACGCAAGGCCUGGCGUUUACUCUCGAGAAACGUACAUUUCACAGAACGAGCACCAGGAAAUAACCACUAUAUUGGGCAAAAGGACAAAUUAGAGGAGAUCAGGAAGGCUCUAGAGCCGGAGCAGCCUGAUGCUCCCGUGUCUGAGCAGAAGCGCUUCGUUAUCCAAGGCCUGCCUGGGUCGGGGAAGUCAGAGAUGGCUCUCAAGUUUGCUACUGAGUAUCGAGGGCAGUUUUGGGGUGUAUUUUGGGUCGAUGCCAGCAGCGAGACCAACGCAAAGGCAUCAUACCUCGAGAUGGCCAAAGUGUUUGGUGUGAACUCGACAGAGCAGGCAGCAAAACAACACUUGAGCACCCGACACCCGUGUCGUCCUUGGCUUCUGAUCAUCGACAAUGCCGAUGACGACAAGAUAUCGCUUGAUACACUUGCGCCAUCUGGGAAGAACGGCUAUAUUCUCGUCACCACACGAAAUCCGGAGAAGACUAUCUUUGGGACCGCUGGUCAAAAAUACCUGCAGCUGAGUUCCAUGCGGAAGGACGAUGCCAGCGAGCUGCUUCUCGUCGCCGCGGAUUACAAAAAGAAGAAUUAUGGUCAAGGAAUUUUGGAAGAGGUCGCGAACAUAUGCCAACAGCUGCAUUACCUUCCCCUGGCGCUUGUCCAUGCGGGAAAGGCUAUUCGUCAUCAUGCCUUGAAGAUGCGGGAGUAUAUGGGUUAUUUUAGGAAGGAAGCCAAUAUCAUCCGCGAACGAUGGAGGCAGCGCGGCAUACACCAAGAUCUCGAUCCUCAAAACAUUCCAUCAGGCUCCAAAAUCUUCGAUGACAACGACAAUAUGUCUGUUUUUGCCAGCUUUGAGCUCCUAACCUUUAGUCAACUUAAUAGGUCCAGUGACGAAAGCUUCACUGAUGCUAUCCAGCUUCUUCAAAUCUUUUCAUUCUUAGACCCCCAGAAUAUCAAGGUCGAGCUCCUCGUACAAGCGGCUCUGAACCCCCUUCGAGAAGUUACUGAAAGAAGCGAGGGCCAGAAGCAGGAGGCCGAGAUUCUGCAACGCCUUGGUCUCAAGAACCGCACUUCUUGGACUGAAGUCGUACAGCGAGCCAUCCAAGCCGCGUCUAGCCUUUCGAAUCUCCCACCUAUUUUACCAGAGGCUUUGAAGAACCCGCGAAAUCUGGACGUGGAUGACUUGAGAGACCAAGUCAAAUACCGAGUUGAUAAUGCUGUGCGCCUCCUAGCAUCCCGAUCACUUAUCAUGAGAGCGACAAGAGACAACAAAUCAACCAGGGACGGCGAGAUGACUUAUACCAGUGAUGAAAAUGAAGAGGAAAAUUCGGCUGUCGAAUACUAUAUGCAUCCUCUUGUGCACGAGUGGAUUCGUGAACGACCGAGCCUUUCAGUUGCUGAGCAAGCUCUAUUUUGCCAAUACGCUUUGAGCAUUCUUUCGAAUUCAGUCCGCAUAGUCGGCGGAAAUGAGGAUGCAGACACGGUUUUUCGGGUUGCCUUGAAGCCGCACAUCGAAAUGGCCUUGAGUCUUUCAAAUCCGAUCAAGGAACGAUUAGAGACGAAUUUGACCCGGGGGAAAAACGACUGGUGGUACAAAAGAUGGACACGAUGGGCGACACAGCUAUUUUCUGGGCCCUGGGAGACUCAGAUGCAGAUGAGCCAGAAUGCUAGAUUUGGCAAGGUGUUCCUGGAGAGUGGUGCCUUUAAAGAAGGAGAGGGCCGAUUGUCUAUCGUGCACAAUUAUCUCAUACAGCGUCUUGGACCUGAUCAUCAACUUACGAACCUCGCGAAAUUAGGGCUAGCUAAAGCAUUGCUCCUCCAGACACGACGGAAAGCAUCUACUGAAUUGUUGCGGCAAGUACAUUCUUCACGCCGCAAGACACUAGGGGACAAGCACCCCCAAACGUUAGAGAUUACGACGGAGCUUGCCGAAAGCGUACUUGCUUUGGGCCGCAUUUCGGAAUCCUUUGGUCUUUGUAAGCAGGCCCUCACUGGCCUCGAGCAAGCAUACGGAGUUUACCACCGAAAAACAAUUCACUGUGCCCAUCUUAUAGGGCAUGUUCAUUUCUUCUACAACGAUUUUGAGGCCUGUCUUACGCAACACCGCAAGGUCAUGCAGCUCGUCAAGCAGAACGCCAACGAGAAGCCGAGAGAUGGGGCUGUCUCUGAGUUAGAGACACUCGUGUAUCAGGAGCAUCUCGCAGGUGCUCUCAUGACUGUUUCUCGAAGUAAAUCAGAGCCACAGCGUGAGAGAUACUUGGCUGAAGCAGACCAGUUGUGCGACAAUGUUGUCAAACGGCGUGAACGCAUGUUUAGCCGGUCCCAUCCGUUGACCCUCUAUGGCCGAGCUCAACAGGGCCGGGUCCUAGCGGCUCGUUAUCACCAGAACCCAGAUAAACUGGCUGAGAUCGCGAAGAUGAUGUUCGAGACGCUUGAGAUCGCGCAGAAGAAUCUCGGAGAUAGUCAUCUCGGCGUCUUGGCCGGUCAAAAGUGGUACGCCGAGGUGCUGAUACAACAGGGACGCUUGGAUGAGGCGGAAGAUUACCUGCGCAAGGCUUGUGACAAAGAGAAAUACGCCGAUGCUAGCGAUAUGGAUGGUGAGCAUCCGGACAGGAUAUGGCACGUCUGGGAACUUGUGCAACUCCUCGAGCGCAAGGGAAACCUGAAAGAGGCACUGGAGCUGUGCCGAGAGCUUGAGGCAAACAUUCAGACUGUUGGUGGGCAUGGACUAGGCCCCAGCCAUCGAUUUAACAAACGGCUACUCCAAAGGAUCGAGGUGUUAGAGACGCAAAUAGGGGUAUGA
Molecule: messenger RNA, 3471 nt
Organism: Colletotrichum costaricense
Lineage: Eukaryota; Fungi; Ascomycota; Sordariomycetes; Glomerellales; Glomerellaceae
Exons: 1
Coding region: 1-3471 (1156 amino acids)
Molecular function (GO): ADP binding; protein binding
Source: RefSeq, a predicted model, not a curated record